Acanthosepion pharaonis is the source of this 6558-nucleotide messenger RNA. Lineage: Eukaryota; Metazoa; Mollusca; Cephalopoda; Sepiida; Sepiidae. The record is from the annotation of a GenBank genome assembly.
AUGACAUCAAUUGUCUUAGCUUUUUCGGUCUGCCUUUCAUCCUUCCCAGCUUUUUUCGGUCUCUUCCUUCCCAGUUUUUUCGGUCUGCCUCUCAUCCUUCCCAUCUGCCGUUCAUGCUUCCUAGCAUUUUUCCCAUCUGCCUUUCAUCCUUCCCAGCUUUUUCGGUCUGCCUUUCAUCCUUCCCAUCUGCCUUUCAUCCUUCCCAGCUUUUCAUUGCCUUCUCCUUCCUCUUUUCCUUCCUUUCAUCCUUUUUCCCAUCUGCCUUUCAUCCUUCCCAGCUUUUUUCGGUCUGCCUCUCAUCCUUCCCAUCUUUUUCGGUCUGCCUUCCCAUCCUUUUUCGGUCUGCCGUUCAUCCUUCCCAGCUUUUUCGGUCUGCCUCUCAUCCUUCCCAGCUUUUUCGGUCUGCCUCUCAUCCUUCCCAGCUUUUUCGGUCUGCCUCUCAUCCUUCCCAUCUGCCUUUCAUCCUUCCCAGCUUCUUCGGUCUGCCUUUCAUCCUUCCCAGCUUCUUCUGCCUUCCCAGUUUUCUGCCUCUCAUCCUUCCCAGCUUUUUUUUUCAUCCUUCCCAGCUUCUUCGGUCUGCCUUUCAUCCUUCCCAUCUGGUCUUUCAUCCUUCCCAUCUGCUUUUUCGGUCUGCCUUUCAUCCUCUCAUCCUUUUUUUUUCGGUCUGCCUUCAUCCUUCCCAUCUUUUUCCGUUCAUCCUUCCCUGCUUUUUCCCAGUCUUUUUCGCCUCUCAUCCUUCCCAUCUGCCGUUCAUCCUUCCUAGCUUUUUCAGUCUGCCUCUCCUUCCUCCUUCCCAGCUUUUUUCGGUCUGCCUCUCAUCCUUCCCAUCUUUUUUUUUUGUCUGCCUUCAUCCUUCCCAGCUUUUUCGGUCUGCCUUUCAUCCUUUCCAGCUUUUUUCGGUCUGGCAUUUCAUCCUUCCCAGCUUUUUCGCUUUUUCGGUCUGCCUCUCAUCCUUCCCAGCUUUUCGGUCUGCCUCUCAUCCUUCCCAUCCUUUUCGGUCUGCCUUUCAUCCUUCCCAGCUUCUUCGGUCUGCCUUUCAUCCUUCCCAGCUUUUUCGGUCUGCCUCUCAUCCUUCCCAUCUGCCUUUCAUCCUUCCCAGCUUUUUCGGUCUGCCUCUCAUCCUUCCCAUCUGCCUUUCAUCCUUCCCAGCUUUUUCGGUCUGCCUUUCAUCCUUCCCAUUUUUCUCUGCCUUUCAUCCUUCCCAGCUUUUUCGGUCUGCCUUUCAUCCUUCCCAGCUUUUUUCGGUCUGCCUCUCAUCCUCCCCCAUCCUUCCCAUCUGCUUUUUUUCGGUCUGCCUCAUCCUUCCCAGCUUUUUUCGGUCUGCCUCUCAUCCUUCCCAUCUUUUCGGUCAUCCUUCCCAGCUUUUUUCGGUCUGCCUCUCAUCCUUCCCAGCUUCUUCGGUCUUCCUCCUCAUCCCCCAGCUUAUUCGGUCUGCCUCUCAUCCUUCCCAUCUGCCUUUCAUCCUUCCCAGCUUUUUUCGGUCUGCCUCUCAUCCUUCCCAUCUGCCUUUCUGCCUUCCCAUCCUUUUCGGUCUGCCUUCAUCCUUCCCAUCUGCCUUUCAUCCUUCCCCCAGCUUUUUCGGUCCGCCUCUCAUCCUUCCCAGCUUUUUCGGUCUGCCUCUCAUCCUUCCCAUCUGCUUUUCCUUCCCAUCUGCCUCUCAUCCUUCCCAGCUUCUUCGGUCUCCUUCCCAUCUGCCUUUCAUCCUUCCCAUUUUUUUCGGUCUUUCAUCCUUCCCAGCUUUUCCUUCCCAUCUGCCUUUCAUCCUUCCCAUUUUUCUGCCUUUCAUCCUUCCCAGCUUUUUCGGUCUCAUCCUUCCCAUCUUUUCAUCCUUCCCAUCUUCCUGCCUUCAUCCUUCCCAGCUUUUUCGAUCUGCCUUUCAUCCUUCCCAGCUUUUUUCGGUCUGCCUCUCAUCCUUCCCAUCUGCCUCUCAUCCUUCCCAUUUCAUCCUUCCCAGCUUUUUCGGUCUGCCUCUCAUCCUUCCCAUCUUUUUUCCUUCCCAUCUGCCUUUCAUCCUUCCCAUCUUAUUCCGUUCAUCCUUCCCAUCUGCUUUUCCUUUCAGUCUUUUCCUUUCAUCCUUCCCAGCUUUUUUCGGUCUGCCUCUCAUCCUUCCCAUCUGCCUUUCAUCCUUCCCAUCUGCUUUUUCCCAGCUUUUUCGGUCUGCCUCUCAUCCUUCCCAUCUGCCUUUCAUCCUUCCCAUCUGCCUUUCAUCCUUCCCAGCUUUUUUCGGUCUGCCUCUCAUCCUUCCCAUCUGCCUCUCAUCCUUCCCAGCUUUUUCGGUCUGCCUCUCAUCCUUCCCAUCCUUCCCAUCUGCCUUUCAUCCUUUCCAGCUUUUUCGGUCUCCUUUCUUUUUCGGUCUGCCUCAUCCUUCCCAGCUUUUUCUUCUGUCCCAUCUGCCUUUCAUCCUUCCCAUCUGCCUCAUCCUUCAUCCUUCCCAGCUUUUUCCCAUCUGCCUUUCAUCCUUCCCAUCUGCCUUCCUUCCCCCAGCUUUUUCGGUCUGCCUCUCAUCCUUCCCAUCUGCCUUUCAUCCUUCCCAUCUGCCUCAUCCUUCCCAGCUUUUUCGGUCUGCCUUUUCCCAUCCCUUUCAUCCUUUCCAGCUUUUUUCGGUCUGCCUCUCAUCCUUUCCAGCUUUUUCUCUGCCUUUCAUCCUUCCCAGCUUCUUCGGUCUGCCUCUCAUCCUUUCCAGCUUUUUCGGUCUGCCUUUCAUCCUUCCCAGCUUUUUCGGUCUGCCUCUCAUCCUUCCCAUCUGCCUUUCAUCCUUCCCAGCUUUUUCGGUCUGCCUCUCAUCCUUCCCAGCUUUUCGGUCUGCCUCUCAUCCUUCCCAGCUUUUUCGGUCUGCCUUUCAUCCUUCCCAGCUUUUUCGGUCUGCCUUUCAUCCUUCCCAGCUUUUUCGGUCUGCCUCUCCCAUCCUUUUCAUCCUUCCCUUUUCCAGCUUUUUUCGGUCUGCCUUUCAUCCUUCCCAGCUUUUCGGUCUGCCUUUCAUCCUUUUUUUUCAUCUGCCUUUCAUCCUUCCCAGCUUUUUCGGUCUGCCUCUCAUCCUUCCCAGCUUUUUCGGUCUGCCUUUCAUCCUUCCCAGCUUUUUCGGUCUGCCUCUCAUCCUUCCCAGCUUUUUCGGUCUGCCUUUCAUCCUUCCCAGUUUUUCCUCUUUCAUCCUUCCCAGCUUUUUCAUCUGCUUUUCAUCCUUCCCAGCUUUUUUCGGUCUGCCUUUCAUCCUUCCCAUCGGUCUGCCUUUCAUCCUUCCCAUUCUUCUGCCUUUCAUCCUUCCCAGCUUUUCGGUCUGCCUCUCAUCCUUCCCAGCUUUUUCGGUCUGCCUCUCAUCCUUCCCAGCUUUUUUUCGGUCUUUCAUCCUUCCCAUCCUUCCCAGCUUUUUCGGUCUGCCUCUCAUCCUUCCCAUCUGCCUUUCAUCCUUCCCAGCUUUUUUCGGUCUGCCUCUCAUCCUUCCCUUUUUCGGUCUGCCUUUCAUCCUUCCCAUCUGCCUUUCAUCCUUCCCUUCAUCUGCCUCUCAUCCUUCCCAGCUUUUUUUUUCAGUCUGCCUCUCAUCCUUCCCAUCUGCCUUUCAUCCUUCCCAGCUUUUUCGGUCUGCCUUCAUCCAUCCUUCCCGGUCUGCCCUUCAUCCUUCCCAUCUGCCUUUCAUCCUUCCCAGCUUUUUCGGUCUGCCUUUCAUCCUUCCCAGCUUUUUCGGUCUGCCUCUCAUCCUUCCCAUCUGCCUUUCAUCCUUCCCAGCUUUUUCGGUCUGCCUCUCAUCCUUCCCAGCUUUUUCGGUCUGCCUCUCAUCCUUCCCAGCUUUUUUCGGUCUGCCUCUCAUCCUUCCCAUCUUUCAUCCUUCCCAUCUGCCUCUCAUCCUUCCCAGCUUUUCGGUCUGCCUCUCAUCCUUCCCAUCUGCCUCAUCCUUCCCAUCUGCCUUUCAUCCUUCCCAGCUUCUUCGGUCUGCCUCUCAUCCUUCCCAUCUGCCUUUCAUCCUUUCCAGCUUUUUUUGGUCUGCCUCUCAUCCUUUCCCCAGCUUUUUUUCGGUUCCUCUCUGCCCAUCUCCUUCCUUCCCCUUCCCAUUUUUCUCUGCCUUUCAUCCCCAUUCCCUUCCCAUCUUUUUUUUCGGUCUGCCUCUCAUCCUUCCCAUCUGCCUUUCAUCCUUCCCAUCUGCCUUUUCCUUCCCAGGUCUGCCUCUCAUCCUUCCCAUCUCAUCCUUUCCAGCCUUUCAUCCUUUCCAGCUUUUUUUUCGGUCUGCCUUUCAUCCUUCCCAGCUUUUCGGUCUGCCUCUCAUCCUUUCCAGCUUUUUUUUCGGUCUGCCUUUCAUCCUUCCCAGCUUUUUCGGUCUGCCUCUCAUCCUUCCCAUCUGCCGUUUCCUUCCUAGGUCUGCCUCAUCCUUCCCAUCUGCCUUUCAUCCUUCCCAGCUUUUUUUCGGUCUGCCUUUCAUCCUUCCCAUUUUUCUCUGCCUUUCAUCCUUCCCAUCUUUUUCCCUCUCAUCCUUCCCAGCUUUUCGGUCUGCCUUUCAUCCUUCCCAGCUUUUUUCGGUCUGCCUUUCAUCCUUCCCAGCUUUUCGGUCUGCCUUUCAUCCUUCCCAGCUUUUUUCGGUCUGCCUUUCAUCCUUCCCAGCUUUUUCAGUCUGCCUUUCAUCCUUCCCAGCUUUUUCCUCUGCCUUUCAUCCUUCCCAUCUUCUUCGGUCUGCCUUUCAUCCUUCCCAGCUUCUUCGGUCUGCCUUUCAUCCUUCCCAUCUGCCUUUCAUCCUUCCCUGCCUUUCAUUUUCCCAGCUUUUUUCGGUCUGCCUCUCAUCCUUCCCAUCUGCCUUUAAUCCUUCCCAGCUUUUUCGGUCUGCCUCCUCCCAUCCCUUUCAUCCUUCCCAGCUUUUUCGGUCUGCCUCUCAUCCUUCCCAGCUUUUUCGGUCUGCCUCUCAUCCUUCCCAUCUGCCUUUCAUCCUUCCCAUCUGCCUCUCAUCCUUCCCAGCUUUUUCGGUCUGCCUCUCAUCCUUCCCAUCUGCCUUUCAUCCUUCCCAGCUUUUUCGGUCUGCCCUUCAUCCAUCCCAGCUUUUUCUCUGCCUUUCAUCCUUCCCAUCUGCCUUUCAUCCUUCCCAGUUUUCUGGUCCUUUCAUCCUUCCCAGCUUUUUUCGGUCUGCCUUUCAUCCUUCCCAUCUGCCUUUUCCUUCCCAGUUCUUUUCCUGCCUUCAUCCUUCCCAGCUUUUUUCGAUCUGCCUUUCAUCCUUCCCAUUUUUUUCGGUCUGCCUUUCAUCCUUCCCAUCUGCCUCUCAUCCUUCCCAUCUGCCUCUCAUCCUUCCCAGCUUUUUCGGUCUGCCUCUCAUCCUUCCCAUCUGCCUUUCAUCCUUCCCAUCUGCCUUUCAUCCUUCCCAGCUUAUUCGGUCUGCCUCUCAUCCUUCCCAUCUGCCUUUCAUCCUUUCCAGCUUUUUCGGUCUGCCUCUCAUCCUUUCCAGCUUUUUCGGUCUGCCUCUCAUCCUUCCCAUCUGCCUUCAUCCUUCCCAUCUGCCUCUCCUUCCCAGCUUUUUUCGGUCUGCCUCAUCCUUCCCAUCUGCCUUUCAUCCUUCCCAUCUGCCUCUCAUCCUUCCCAGCUUUUUCGGUCUGCCUCUCAUCCUCCCAUCUGCCUUCAUCCUUCCCAUCUGCAUCCUUUCCCAGCUUUUUCGGUCUGCCUCUCAUCCUUUUUCGGUCUGCAGCUUUCCUUCCAUCUGCCUUUCAUCCUUUCCCCAUCUGCCUCUCAUCCUUCCCAUCUCUGCCUCUCAUCCUUCCCAGCUUUUUCGGUCUGCCUCUCAUCCUUCCCAUCUGCCUUUCAUCUGCCUUCCCAUCUGCCUCUCAUCCUUCCCAUCUGCCUCCCAUCCUUCCCAGCUUUUCGGUCUGCCUCUCAUCCUUCCCAUCUGCCUUUCAUCCUUCCCAUCUGCCUCUCAUCCUUCCCAGCUUUUUCGGUCUGCCUCUCAUCCUUCCCAUCUGCCUUUCAUCCUUUCCAGCUUUUUCGGUCUGCCUUUCAUCCUUUCCAGCUUUUUCGGUCUGCCUUUCAUCCUUUCCAUCUUUUCAUCCUUCCCAGCUUUUUUCGGUCUGCCUUUCAUCCUUCUCCAGCUUUUUUCGGUCUGCUUCUCAUCCUUCCCAUCUGCCUUUCAUCCUUCCCAGCUUUUUCGGUCUGCCUUUCAUCCUUCCCAUCUGCCUUUCAUCCUUCCCAGCUUUUUCGGUCUGCCUUUCAUCCUUCCCAUCUGCCUUUCAUCCUUCCCAGCUUUUUCGGUCUGCCUUUCAUCCUUCCAUCUGCCUUUCAUCCUUCCCAGCUUUUUCGGUCUGCCUUUCAUCCUUCCCAUCUGCCUUUCAUCCUUCCCAGCUUUUUCGUUCUGCCUUUCAUCCUUCCCAGCUUUUUCGGUCUGCCUUUCAUCCUUCCCAUCUGCCUUUCAUCCUUCCCAGCUUUUUCGAUCUGCCUUUCAUCCUUCCCAGCUUUUUCAUAGUUUUCUUUUUCUUUCAUUCUGUUCAGGUGGUGAGAACCGAUUUAUUCAUAUUAAUAAUGCAAAUCACAGCGACCCGCCUACAAAGAACCUUAUCACAUGAUAUUUGCAAGAUGGCGUUAUCUGUGUCCUAUCAUUAA